GCAUUUUAAAUACACGAAGACGAAGACUUACCCCAUUUGAAACGAACUACUUUAUGGAAAUUAAUAAAAGAAAUAGGUUUUCGAUUCGAAAAGAGGUCACGCAAUAGUGUUCUUAGGGAAAAGGACGAAAUAAUUACUUGGAGGCGUCGGUUCUUGCGUGAAAUUAGAAAAUAUCGUGAAGAAGGUAGGAAGUUGUAUUUCCUAGAUGAAACUUGGGUGAAUGCUGGGCAUACUGUAAGCAAAGUAUGGAAGGACACCACAAUCUCACUCCAAGACAGGCAUUUAUCAACGGGCUAUCAACUGGAUUGAAAGAUCCAUCGGGCAAAGGAAAUCGCCGUAUUGUUCUCCAUAUAGGGUCCGAGGAUGGCUUCGUCGAGGAAGGUUUGCAGUGUUUUGAAUCGAAGAAAACAGGGGAUUAUCACGAAGAAAUGACCAGUGAAGUUUUUGAAAAGUGGUUUAUGGAAAUCGUUACACAUCUUGAUGAACAAUCUGUGAUUAUAAUGGAUAACGCUUCAUAUCAUAGCAGGAAAAGUGAAAAAAUACCAAACACCAGUACGAAAAAAGCUGAUAUACAAACUUGGUUAACAAGCAAAUCGAUACCUUACGAAGAAGAUAUGGUAAGAGCUGAACUUCUACAGCUUGUGAAACGGGCAGCUGUUACACCAAAAUAUGUAGUUGAUGAAAUUGCAAAGGAACACAAUCGUACCGUGCUGCGAUUGCCUCCAUAUCACUGCGAAUUGAAUCCAAUUGAACUGAUAUGGCCGCAAAUAAAAGGUGAAGUGGCCAGAAACAACACCACAUUUAAAAUGAAAGACCUUCAUCCACUUUUUCAACAAGCAGUGGAACAUGUUACUGCUGAAAAUUGGAAGAACGCAAUUCGCCAUGCUCAAAGUGAAGAGGAAAAAAUGUGGCAAAUUGACAUUUUAAUGGACAUCGUAGUGGAGCCAUUAGUAAUUCAUGUGGGAGAUGACUCGACAUCAACGGAGUCCGAAUCCGAGUGAAGCGAUACAGGAUUUAAAUUGUUAUGUACCUUUGUUUAUAUUCAAGUGCACUUGUAAUUUCAAAACUUUGUGCUGCUGUAAUAAUACUUUUUUGUACUUUUCUCAAUAUAAACAGUGUUUUUA
This is a messenger RNA of Photinus pyralis (common eastern firefly), 1124 nucleotides long. RefSeq lists its product as uncharacterized. Gene Ontology annotation, biological process: regulation of DNA-templated transcription. Bases 246 to 1001 code for a protein of 251 amino acids. The record is from RefSeq and is a predicted model, not a curated record. Lineage: Eukaryota; Metazoa; Arthropoda; Insecta; Coleoptera; Lampyridae. Gene Ontology annotation, molecular function: sequence-specific DNA binding; DNA-binding transcription factor activity. The transcript has 2 exons.